UAAUGCGUGAUUUCGCAUCAUAUUAUUCAAGAGGGUUGCAAGGAAUAGAACUAACAAGAUUUGAAGAAAUUAGGUUAAUGUUCUUCAGAGUUACAGUGAUGGAAAUGAUUCUUAAAUCCUUACAUUGUCACGACGUCUUGAAGAGUGAUUAUAGGUUCAUUGAUCCCUAUAAAAUGAAAGGUUUACGCUUUCAAAAUUAUCUAAUUGAAGUACUAGAAACUACUCGUAGAUUUUUAGAAAUUGUUGAAGUUUACUAUCCAACUCGGGAACAAAUCGAUAAUUAUGUUUUUAUGAUUUAAUUCUGGGCCAGAACGUGAUUGAAAAAUUACUGAAGAGUUUGUCAAACAGAUUCGAUUCCGGUUUCUCAGAACGAUAGGCUACCGUUUUCACCAUCCAUCGAUCUUCGAUGGUAAAUUAAAAAGGGUCCUUCCACUGCCCUCAGAGCGAAAACAUGACUACAGACCGAAAAUUAUAAAAUAUAUGUAUAUAUAUUUUAAUAUCAAGAAUCUAUAAUCAAUUUCUGAUUUUUAUGGUCAUACAUUUUUGUGCUCCAAUAAAAUUAUCGAUUAUACAAAUAAAUAUGUAUGUACUGUAUUUGUAUAUUGUGAGGAUUCAGACCAGUUCCGAA
Centruroides sculpturatus (bark scorpion) is the source of this 628-nucleotide messenger RNA. RefSeq lists its product as uncharacterized. The record is from RefSeq and is a predicted model, not a curated record. NCBI's taxonomy places the organism in Eukaryota, Metazoa, Arthropoda, Arachnida, Scorpiones, Buthidae. The transcript has 3 exons. Bases 3 to 299 code for a protein of 98 amino acids.